UAUAAAUCCAUUGAAUCUCUUAAAUAGAAGACCCCUCUUUCCUGAUUAACUUGUGUUUUCUUAGCCAAUUUCUUAAGUAAUUCCAUAUAUUCUUGUUUUCCCCCUUUGCGUUUACGUCAUUGAUUAUCUCUCUUUUUUGGGUUUUUGUUUUUUCCUUCCUAUUUCUCCAUUCAACCCAUCAUGGGAGUUUAGUAUAUAUACAAGUAUACUCCAUUUUCCUUUGUGGGUAAUCGUUUAUUUGGAUAAAAAUCUUGCUGAUUCUUCCCAAUUUUGACGAUUUGAGUUGUGAUUCGGUUAAUCUUAGGGCUCUAUCUACAGAAUCUUGAUUUCGUCGAUGCUGAAAAACUAGCUGGAUUUGAUCAAAUCGGCCGAGGGUACGGUGGUCUUUUUCUCUCUCUAUCUCUAUCCAUAUAAUGGUUUAGGUUAUUUGUGGGAUUGAAUUGGGAAACCUUCUCUAAUCUAUCUCGGGUUUAUUGAGCUGGUUUCGGGUUAAAGAAGAUGAGUUCAAAUGAAAAUGUAAUCCAAAGGGGAAAGCUUCUAGUUCAUAUAGCUGAAAACGGGCAUUCUUUUGAACUUGAUUGCGAUGAAGACACCCUUGUUGAAUCAGUCCAACAAUAUUUAGAAUCUCUUUCGGAGAUUCGAUUAAAUGAUCAGCUUCUGCUGUAUUUGGAUUUGAAAUUAGAACCUCAACAGCCACUCUCUGCAUACAAACUCCCAUCGGAUGAUCGAGAAGUUUUCUUGUUUAAUAGAGCGAAAAUGCGAACUAAUUCGGCCCCACCUGGACCGGAGGAAGUUGAAGUGGCUGAAAAUAAUCAUCCUGACCCUCCAAGACCGACUUCAUCCCACGAUCCUCAUCCUUUGGAUGAAGCCUCGGACCCUGCUUUGAAAGCAUUGCCUUCAUAUGAAAGACAGUUUCGGUACCAUUAUCAAUUUGGAGAUGCAAUUUACAGGCGUACCCUUGUGAAAUACGAAACCUGUGAGAGGCUUGCAAGAGAACAAAGGGUGCAAGAAAAGGCAUUGGAGAUUGCUAGGGGUAAUUUGGACCAUUUCUACAAGAUGAUCCUCCAGAACUACAUGGAUUUCGUCAAGUGUUAUUCACAGCAGCAGAGGACACAUUCAAAUCUUUUAGUGCAUUUCGGGAGGGAUUUAGAGAGACUCAGAUCCAUCAAACUUCUCCCUGUGUUACAAACUGCUGAUCGGAAAUGCUUAUUGGAUUUCGUGAAGGAAGAUAACUUAAGAAAAAUGGUGGAUGACUGUAGCAGUUCUCACAGGCAGUUUGAAAAUAAAGUUGGAGAGUUUAAGCAGGAAUUUGGAGAACUAAAGAGAAGCACUGAGCAUUUGUUUUCUAGUAAAGCUUCAAUCCUCAAUAGAGAUUUGGAGAGAACGGUUAAGGAGCAUCAGCACCAUAUUAACGAGCAGAAAAGUAUAAUGCAAGCUUUGAGCAAGGAUGUUGGCUUGGUGAAGAAACUCGUGGACGAUUGCUUGACCAGUCAACUCUCUAGUUCGCUGCGACCUCACGAUGCUGUUUCAGCAUUAGGUCCCAUGUACGAGGGCCAUGACAAAAGCUAUCUUCCCAAGAUGCAGGCUUGUGAGCGGGCUAUUUCCAACCUCCUGGUGUUCUGCAAAAAUAAGAAAUCCGAAAUGAACACAUUCGUCCAUAGAUACAUGCAAAAGAUUGCAUAUAUUCAGUACACCAUCAAAGAGGUAAGGUAUAAGUUUUCGGUUUUCACUGAGGCACUAAAGCGCCAAAACGACCAAUUUGAGCAUUUGAAGGUUGUUCGUGGUAUCGGUCCUGCCUACAGAGCAUGUCUUGCGGAGAUAGUGAGAAGAAAGGCGUCAAUGAAACUUUAUAUGGGAAUGGCUGGACAGUUGGCCGAAAGACUUGCAUCUAAGAGGGAAACGGAAGUAAGGAGACGAGAAGAGUUUCUGAAAGUACACAGUUUGUAUAUACCUAGAGACAUUCUAGCAUCGAUGGGCUUGUAUGAUACUCCUAACACUUGUGACGUGAAUGUAGCUCCAUUUGAUACUAAUUUACUCGAUAUUGACAUAUCAGAUUUGGACCGUUUUGCCCCUGAGCAUUUAGUAGGACUUUCUUUCAAGAAGGGUUCAUCUUCAAUGUCUCAAGAGAGCUCCCAUUCACAUGAAGUUGAUGAAAGUUCUGAAUGUGGUACUGAAAAGUAUAAUGAUUUUGUUGAGGCUUCUGAACUAGUGGAAAUAGCCGGAACUAGCAAGAUGGAAGUUGAGAAUGCUAAACUAAAAGCUGAACUUGCAUCCACAAUAGCUCUUCUUUGUUCUUUCUCACCAGAAGUUGAAUUUGAAUCUUUGGACGAUAGUAAAGUGGGAAAUAUGCUAAAAAACGCUGCUGAAAAGACUGCGGAGGCCUUGCGUUUGAAAGAUGAACACGAGAAACAUCUGCUAUCUAUGCUAAAAGUCAAGCAUUUGCAAUGUGAAUCGUAUGAGAAACGAAUAAAAGAGCUUGAACAGAGGCUAUCGGAUCAGUAUUCCUUAGAACACAAACUUAAUAAAGAUGAGUCAACUGGGAAAAUUGGCGAUAGCAAAUCGGAAAUCUCAGGGGAUGGAGAAACCCAUAUGCGUUGUGCAUCUUCUGAGCCUAUGGACGAGGCUUCUUAUGCUUCUAGUUCGUUACUUUUGAAAUCAGGAGGUAUUGAUUCCUCUGGAACGAUGAACCCUCAUUUGGACUCGUCGAUGCUGGAACCGAACCGCGAUGAAUCUCAUUUUAAUGAAAAAGAUGACAAGGAGACGAUGGUGGCGGAUGUUGGCAUGGCAUUGGCAACAAGUUCAACUGCUGAUUACAUGCCGCAGCCUUUGAAAACUUUACCUUCUGAUGAACAGGUGAAAGCUAGUGAUGAUCUUGUGGUUGAGUUGCAGAACUUGCUUACAGAGAAGUCGAAUCAACUAAAUGAAAUAGAAACAAAGCUCCAAGCUGCAGUGGAGGAGGUUACAAGGCUGGGUAGUGAGUUGGAAAUCAGUCGGAAUCUUCUAGAUGAAUCUCAGAUGAAUUGUGCUCACUUAGAGAAUUGUCUGCACGAAGCAAGAGAAGAGGCACAAACCCAUCUUUGUGCGGCUGAUCGUAGGGCUUCUGAAUAUAGUGCAUUGCGUGCCUCUGCUGUUAAAGUACGCAGCCUUUUCGAACGGCUAAAAACCUGUGUUUUAGCAGGUGGUGUAACUGGUUUAGCUGAGUCUUUGCGUGCUUUAGCUCAAUCUCUCGCCAAUUCUGCAAAUGAGAACGGGGAUGAUGGUACUUCUGAGUUCCGUGAAUGCGUUCGGGUGCUUGCAGAGAAAGUCGGUGUUUUGACGAGGUACCGAUCCGAGCUGAACGAUAGGUACACAAAGGCAGAGGCGUUACACGAGCAACUUACAAAGGAGUUGGAUGAAAAGAAAGAAUUGGUCAACACUUUGUACAUGAAGCUUCAAUCCGAAAAACAGGUGAACAAGGAGAAGAUAUCGUUUGGUCGUUUGGAGCUUCACGAGAUUGCUGCAUUUGUACUUAACGUAGCCGGACACUAUGAAGCCAUCAACCGAAACUGCACUCAUUACUAUCUUUCUUCAGAGUCGGUGGCCUUAUUUGCCGACCAUCUUCCACACCGCCCCACGUACAUCGUGGGCCAGAUUGUGCAUAUCGAGAGACAAACGGUGAAAUCGUCUGCGGUUCGUAACAACCGUGUAGAUGUGGGGUCGAGCCAGUUUGCCUUGAAUUCAGGAGGGACUGGUGUGAACCCGUAUGGUUUAGCUGUUGGCUGCGAGUAUUUCGUGGUGACAGUAGCCAUAUUACCCGAUACGACCAUUCAUUCGCCGACUGCUGCUGCUUCCUGAUCUCAUGAAUACUGACUGGUUUGUUAAGAUAUGAUGGAAGAAUGAAAAAGGCAAGUGUAAAUAUUUGACAUUUUUAAUUGGAAAAAUGGGAAGGAAAAGUUUGUUGAUUGAAUUUGAUUUGAGUUUCAUUUCAUGUACAGUUUGAUGAUCCAUCAUAACCUGUUUCAGUUGUAUAUAUUAUUAACUCUUCCCUCUCUCAUCUCAUCUCAUCAUGUAAACAACUCUGUAUAUUAUGUUUCAUCCAUGAAAUUUGGGAACCAGCAGCCAG
Cynara cardunculus var. scolymus (artichoke) is the source of this 4102-nucleotide messenger RNA. Its product is annotated as autophagy-related protein 11-like. Gene Ontology annotation, biological process: reticulophagy; positive regulation of protein phosphorylation; autophagosome assembly. The transcript has 6 exons. Gene Ontology annotation, cellular component: extrinsic component of membrane; phagophore assembly site membrane; Atg1/ULK1 kinase complex. The coding region runs from base 499 to 3834 and encodes 1111 amino acids. Lineage: Eukaryota; Viridiplantae; Streptophyta; Magnoliopsida; Asterales; Asteraceae. Gene Ontology annotation, molecular function: protein kinase binding; molecular adaptor activity. The record is from RefSeq and is a predicted model, not a curated record.